Raphanus sativus (radish) is the source of this 1356-nucleotide messenger RNA. RefSeq lists its product as uncharacterized. Gene Ontology annotation, cellular component: nucleus. Bases 1 to 1356 code for a protein of 451 amino acids. The transcript is spliced from 9 exons. Gene Ontology annotation, biological process: DNA replication; DNA recombination; DNA repair. Gene Ontology annotation, molecular function: DNA binding. Lineage: Eukaryota; Viridiplantae; Streptophyta; Magnoliopsida; Brassicales; Brassicaceae. The record is from RefSeq and is a predicted model, not a curated record.
AUGGCUAACUGUAAUCUGUUUUUCUCUGACCUUAAGUCCGGUCGAUGCUCAAAGGUUGUCGAAGCUAGGCUCCUGAGGUUCUGGGAAGCUCGGAACAUCAAGCGUGGUGGGGAGCUCAUGUGGAUGGAUUUGGUGAUGGUGGACGUCAAUGGUGCCAUGAUGCAAGCUGUUAUUGGUUUUAGCCUUCUUCCCAAGCACCGUGAAAGACUCACGGCUGGAACCGUGUUCUCUGUCUCUGGAUUUGAUGUCUCCAGAUGUGCCCAAAACUUCCGACUCACUGACUCCCCGUUGAUGAUCCGGUUCAAUGAGAACACCUCUUUCGAGGAGUUGGCGGAACCUGUCUCUCCUUUGCCAGAAGAAGCAUUCCGGUUCCGUAACCAGUCUGAGAUGAUUGGCUUAGCCAACAGUAACACUCAGUUGCCAGACGUCAUUGGUGAACUGGUUAGUGUGAGAAGCACCGUUUCAGACCCUCCGGAGGAGAAGAACCGGGUUAUGGUGACUGUGAAGCUGGAGAGUGAGGAGACUGUCACUCUAAGUUUGUUUGACUCUCAGGCUGUUGCCUUUCAUAGGCAACUAGAGGCUAUCCGUGAUGACCCGAGGGUUAUUGUUGCUACCAUCAUCAAUCCAAAGAUGGUUGGAGGUCGUUUGUUUCUGAAUGCAACAUCAGGAACACACGUGUACUUUGAUAAGAAUACUAUUGCAGGGAGUAACCGAUUUUACCAGGACACUGGACUGCAGUCAGUCGCCCCGCUGUUGAGGUCGUAUGCGAAGGUAGAGACAAUGACCAUUGCUGAGCUAAACGGUUUUAUCGUUUCUGCUGCCUCUCAGGAGAUUGAUUUCCUGUGCACCGGGAGGGUUGAUCGUGUUGAUCUGGACAAGGGGUGGUGUUAUGUGGCUUGCUCUGUAUGCAGCAAGAAAUUGAAGCAGACUGUCUCCGCUUUUACGUGUGAGAGGUGUAAUAACUCCCACGCUGUUGGAACCCUUCGCUAUCGUGUGGAGAUGGCAAUAUCUGAUGAUACUGCCGAGGGAACAUUCGUUUGGUUUGACGGGGUACUGACGAAGCUGCAUAGCCUCAGAGCAAGCGAAGCUGCACAGAUGCUGGCUGCAGACGGGGUGAACCCUGAGGAGACGAUGAUACCACAGUUUAUUGCAGAAAUGGAGGGAAGGACCUACACUUUCCAGGUGAGAGUCAACGCGUACAACUUCACCCAGCAUCAUAAGACAUUCACGAUAACGCAUGUUGCUAAGGAUCAUGGUCGGUUGCCAGUCGAUGAAUUGGAAAACAAUGUGAGUAUUCCGUGUGUUGUGAAAACAAGGGUGCAAAUGUUUGUGGACUAUAUUGCUUAUCAAAAGUGA